Molecule: messenger RNA, 2272 nt
Organism: Cutaneotrichosporon oleaginosum
Lineage: Eukaryota; Fungi; Basidiomycota; Tremellomycetes; Trichosporonales; Trichosporonaceae
Source: RefSeq, a predicted model, not a curated record
CCUUGUCAUCUCUCUCACCUUUCUCAUCUCUCUCAUCUCUGUCAGCGUUCCCAUCUCUCCCAUCAUCCGUCUGUCUCAAGCAUCAUCUCUCUGACUCCACGACCGACGACUGCGCAACGACUCUUAAUCAACAUUCACACCCCAGCACACUCGUUUCCAACCUGCCCUCCACGCUGUGGCUCUCGACGCGUGCAUCUAACUUUACGCAACUCACAACUCUGGGACCAUGUCUCCUCGCCUAGUCGCGCGGUACCCCAGCCGCGGCCGCAUGUCCAGGCGGCAAGACCCCGCCGUGUCCAGCACGUCGUCGCCGCUUCCUUCCACCCCCGCCGCUGGCUCGAGUUCAGAUGCGCCCCCAUCAUCUGCGCCGCCCCCCUCCACGGACCCCUCGGCCUCAUCCUCAUCCUCCAGCCCGCCAUCGACCUCCCCUCCGUCAUCGACACCACCCACGAGUACACCCCCAACAUCUACCCCUCCUACGAGCGAGCCUCCGACCUCUACCCCUCCCACUUCCACGCCGCCGACUUCCACGCCUCCGACGUCCACCCCGCCUACCUCGACGCCACCAACUUCGGAGCCCCCUACUUCCACUUCGACGACCACUGUCACUCCCCCACCGCCCACAAGCUCGACUACACAGGCGCCCCCUCCCCCGCCCUCGACAUCCACGGUCGUCAUAACGGAGGAUCCCAACACACUCCCGCGCACCACUACUACCCCUAUCAGUCCCACCACUUUUGUGCAGAACGGCACGACGGUGAUCAUUUCCAGAACGGCGACGGGGCAGAUUCAGAGCGAAGUAGCUCAGACGGGCGGCAAGUCUACCGCGAACAUUGGCGCGAUCGUCGGCGGAGUGCUGGGCGCGGCGGCCCUCGUGGGCGUGAUCGUGGGCUUUCUCCUGUUUUGCCGCCACCGACGGAGGAAGCAACGCUACGAUGGUGUCCCGCAGAUGCCCCCUCGUCCGAGCUGGACACCCCUGUCGCCCGUUGCGACGCUGCCCACGCUCAGCUCGGGCCCAGCCUACGAGCCAUACUACGAUGCAUUUCAGCGCUACGACCAACCGGCCCCUUAUGUGGAUCAACAGCCGUCGGAUGGUCGUGUCCGCUCGAACCCCAACUCGCAGUACUCGGCCUACUCGCAGCUCUCGACGUUGGACCCGUCGCCCGACUCGAGCACGGGCCAGCUAAUAGGUGUGGGCGCCACAGUUGGCACAGCAGGCGCGGCCGCAGCAGUCGGGGCCGCAGCAGCCUCCGGCACGCGACACCGCGACGAUGACGUCUGGCACGAGGCGCGCAUGUACCAGGACCACUACUUGCCCGAUCCCAGCCCCUCGAUAAACAGGGCGGAGCACACCGGCACGCCUUCCUCGUCGUACGCUUGGGGCGCCGCCCAGCCGACGCGUAAGUUGGGCAUGACGAAUCCCGACCCCGAGACGCCCGACACGCCCAAGUCCAGCUACUUCGGCCUGUCCGAGCCGCGCGACGAGAGCCCAGGUGCGAGUGGCCCAGGGGUAGGAGCGAUGGCGGGGGUGGGCUUGGGCGCAGCCUCUGCUGUGUCCUCUAGACCGGGCACGACGAUGCCCUCACCGCCUCGGCCCCCCAAGAGCGAGCGCCGCCUGAGCGGCUCACCGCUCGUGUUGCACACGAACCUCGCGGACCCGCAGAUGGACCCGGUUCCUCUCUCCGCGGUGCGCCAGAGCGAGGGCGGCACAAUGGACUCGGACCCCUUCAAGUGGGACGCGAUCAGCGCGGCACACUCCGCACUCACCGCCAACGCCGCUGGCCCCUCGCAGCCUGGCCUCGCGAUAUCACCCCCGCCCGGUGCGGAGCAGCCUUCCGCCGGGCGCCUGCCCGUAAAGAAGGACCUGACGCACGACAUGCUGCGCAGACAGGAUACCCUGCCGCCGUACAACCCGCAGUGGGAGAACCGGCUGAGCGCGGGCACGUUCGGCGACAUGAAGCGCGAGCUGCGUGAGCGCGGCGGAGACACAGCCUAGGACAAUGCUGGCAUAGAGGACCGUGUAUUCUAGCAGCUAGACCAGGCGGCAAUGUAUAAUACUUCGUCAAGCAACAGGUCGAGCAAUUCCGAUUCUAGGUGCCUGGGUCUGUCAUGAUUCGGAGUGGUGCAAGAUUGCGGUAUGCGACGUACCGUACCUCAUGUGCCGCGGCGGGCCCAGUAACCCACCGCGAGGUCAGCUGUCGUCGUCUGCCCACCCACCAACGCCGUGGCGGAAUUGCACACGGGUGGCGAGUGGAGUGACCGACAUCCCGAC